CCCUGAACAAGGGAGCUAGCGCAGGACACUGUACAAAAAAGCGGUACAUGUGCCUUUUCGCUUUUCUCACCACAUUGCAUUUAUACUGAAGGAGAGACUUGCUUUGUUGCCCAACUACGUAGCAUGAAUAAUGCAAGUAUGGUCACGCAACAGCGCCGGUAAUUCUGUAAUACAGAUGCAUAGGGUAGUUUGUCUGUAACCCCUCUUAGCGCGGCGAACAUCCUGCUUUUCCGCCUGGACGGCCUUUGCAAGCAGGCCACAACGUGGUAUCAAUUCCAGUCAAUCCUUCGUCGCGAGUACUGGUUCUCAGCUGCAGUGACUAAAUGGCUUCCAGUGGGAUUCCAACAACUAGUAUGACGCGACAUUCAGUGGUCAAGGUAGCGACAUUGGAGGAGGUGGCGAAUGAUGUGUUGCGGAUGGCCACGAGGAUUGUUCUUGCCGGGACAACUGGUACAGCGCCGAGAGGAGUGCAAUGGCCAGACACAGGCUCAGUUGCCGAGGCAGGGCAGUACGUGGAUAGCCUAUUAGGUUCAGCUCAAUGGCAAGUGCCCGGGGCCGGCCAGGAAGCAGGCAGGUUGUUCUUUGAGUGGUGGUCGCGCCCCGGCCCCAGCCUUGUCCUCGUCAAGGCGAUAGCGGUGGGAUUGCGGCGCGCAGCAGACCCUCAGGUGACGGCGGAGGAGCGUCUGGCGUACAACCGCUUUUCAAGGUACGUACUUCACUCACUGCAGCUGCUGGCCGACAGCGUGGGGCCCGAGGGCGGGUGGCUCUUUCCCAAGUUGGAGCGUGCUGCCCUGGCCAUCAUCCGCUCUGGCGCGCUGCAGUGCAUGAGCCGUCAACUCGCUAGCAUCACUGCUGCGGCGGCGGCUGCUGCGGCGGGUGAGGUGCAGCAGCAGCAGCGGCAGCCUGCGGACAGUGCCGCAACCGCAUCCCAGCCUGGUGCCGGUGCAGGGGACACACCCGAAGACACGCCCGAAGCACACGUUGAGUGCAUCCUUGCUGCGAGUUACUUUGUGAUAACCACCGUGCAUCGCAUCUGCAAGGCUCUGGAUGAAUCCAGUGGUGCCGGUAGUGCUGCUGCUGCUGCUGCUGAUGAUGAUGAUGAUGCUGGUGGAGGUGGAGGUGGCCAGGGUGUGCCCAACACCAGCAACAGCAGGAGGCUGCUGCGGGAGCUGGUGGAUGCGCUGGCGGACUCGCAGCUGCUGGAGCACGCCGCCAAGGCACUGUUUGCGGUCUUCACGACAGGGCCACCUCCCGAUAUAUUUCAUCACAUAACAGCGGCGCUGCGCUUUCUCUCCUCGCCACGUUCACGCCGUCCGUUGCUCCGAGCUCGCGGCCUGAUGGGUCAAUGCCUGCACUUCGUGCACACAGCUGCAGCCUUGGAAGCCCUGCGGGAGAUUGAUGGAGGGGGGCCCACCUACGGGCUGCCGGCGGAGGCGUUACAGGUUGUGAGGAAGAUAAAGGUGCUGCGGCCCACAGGGGAAUCGCGGUGCUCUCCGCAUGCUACGCUCCACUUCUGGGCGUUGACACAAACCCCUGGAGCCGGGCUGCCUGUGCACUCCUGCACCAGCCCUGCUGCUAUGUACCAGCUAUGCUUGCGCUUGAGUGCGGCCUCUAUCGGGUCAUUGCAGACGCGGGAUGGAGACGGGGACGGCAGCGGCAGCAGUGCUGGCGGUGGAGGUGGCGGAGGUGCAGACGCUUCGGGAUCCAGGAAGAGGCUUGCGCGCUGUUGGACGGCUGUGGCAGCCCUGCUGUCGGCACAUGACGCCCUGAAGCAGCAGUGGUCACAGCGACAGCAGCAGCAGCAGCAAUCGCCGCAGCGACAGCAGCUGCAGCAUUGCGAUUCACCUGGAAGCGGUGUGUCGAGCUCAGCAGCAGAAGCAGAGGGGCCCCCGGCGGCUGUUCCAGGGCGUGUGCCGCUGGUCCUGCCGGACAGCUGGUGGCGGGCCAGUGUGGGGGUGGUUAAUGCGGCUGCGGGCUGCAGCAACCUGAAGAAGAGCGCGGACGCGGACACGGAAAUAUGGAACGAUUUGGGGACGCUCCUGCGCGCCCAGAUGGCUGGGGGACAGCAGGCGGUGCAGAUGCCUGUCGACCUGCCUGCCAGCCCGCCGCCCGACGUGGCAGCCGCCCUCUCUGCCGGCUACCUACCCUGCCUGGAGCGGCUGCUGCGGCGGCAGGGAUGGCUACCUGCAAACGCCCUGUGCCUGCUGUCAUGGCGGCACCUGGGGUGGAUGCUGGCGUAUGGGGAUCCCCGGCAGGCGGCGGCGCUUGUGGAGACACUGUGUAAGGUUGCCCCUCCCCUGCAGGCCAAGGCUAGAGGAGAGACCACGCAGUCCCAGAGCAUGGUUCGCAAACUGGUGCGACUGCUGCUUGAUGGCAUGCACUGGGUGAGGAUGCGGCAGGAGGCCGGCAGCCGGGCUGGCGAUGACGUUGGGGCCCAGUGCUCCGGCAGCAGCAGCGGCAGCAGCCGUGAUGGUAGCAGCAGCAGCAGCAGCGGAUCUGCGGGUGCGGGAGGAGACACAUGCAGCACGCCCACUUCUCAACUGCUGCACAUCCUGGCGUUUGCGCUUAUCCGCUGGUUUCCCAUUUGCUUGACGGAACUGAUUUCCCAGCAGUUGACACUGAUACUGAAAGCUACAGACGUGGUACCGGAAGCAAACGCCGCUGAAGAAUGGAAGGAGCGGGGCGAGACCUGGCCCCCUGCACGAGACGCCCUGCGCCUGCUGAACGGCAUGUUGGACUGGAUGGCUGGAAGCUGCUCAGCGCCCGGAGCGGCUCAUCAGCCCCAGGAAGAGGCGGCGGCAUGGCAGCAGCUGUUCUUCUCCAGGGCUUCCCUCUUCAAAUUCCUGUUCUGCUUGGCAGGCUAUGUGGAUGCAGACUGGGUUCCGGCUGCCAAGGUUGCUCCUGGCUUUGCUCGUGUGCUACGGCGCCUGUGGGCGCACUCGCCAGACCUCCUGGUCCGGCUCCUACGCUACCGGGAAGCUGAUGUUGGGUCGUCAUCAUGCGGAGUGUUGCGGGGCCUUAUGAAGCUGUACGGUCCGGGGGGUGUGCUGCCGGACCCGCAGCUGGUGGAGAUGCUGCUGGCGGUGUGGGACGGACGGGAGCGGGAGGUGGCCGCAGUGCUGCCGGUAGUGCCGCAGCAGCUGCCGCCGCUGCGGGAGGUGUGCUCGCUGCUGCGGGUGUGCGACUACGGCACAUGCGACAACCUGGAGGGAGACAGCCAGCUGGUGGUAGAGCUGCAGCCGCGCAGUGUUGGAGGCCAGCAGAUGUGGUUCUGCUGCCCGGCUUGCGCAGAGAAGCAUGGGGGACAGGCGGGGGCAGAGGAGCCGGGAGCAGUGAAGACACGGGGCCAGAAGCAAGGCGGACAGGGUGGUGGUGGUAAGAGUGGAGGUGCGCGGCGGGGAAAGAGGCGGUAGUCGUCUGAUAGUGCCUGGCUAGAUGGAACGGUUGUGGCCAGUGUUGGUGCCCGCCUUGAGACAGGGCAGGAUUUGUAGCAGCAGUUGGCAUUAGUGUGUUUAGUUUGUGUGGUCUGUGUUGCGGUUUGUGUUGCAUUGAAUGUGUUACACCAAUGCUGCAAUAAGGGCUAUACGACAGUAAGGCAGCAAAUACCGUACUUGGUGGCUGGUAUCGACUGCUGCUUCCUCAGUAAUAGCCGGUGCAUUGGACGUGCGGUAUUGAUGAGAGUGAGGCAACAGAACUGCAGGACGCGAGGUAUGUGUAGCUGUAGUCUGGGACGCCGUGCAAUACUUUCUUUGACAAUCAAGACGACUAAAUCUUCAUGUACAUUCACUUCAACGUAGGUAGACCCAUGGGUCGCUGAAGAUGAAGAUGUGGGUGUACACAUGCCAGGGCCCUUUCAUGGUUGGAACGCGAGUGCUAUAAUUGGUGUAUGGUAUAUACGUACAGCUACGUCUGAUGCUGGUUGUGCGGAAAGUUGUACGGCAAUCCAAGAUUGCUAGUGUGUUGGUCCGAGACAUCCAAGCAACAGAAGAUAUGUGCCGGGACAGAUGAAUUAUGGGCAGAGAUGUUGCGGGCAAAUGCAGACCGCCGCACGAGCCAUGUACCGGUACAUGGACCCUACCAAACGUGUACAGGGAUAAGAACGGGGUUAGCUGGAGUUAAACGUGCUCAAAACAGUGAAAAAACCCUCAAACGGGGCUUUAAGUACGUUUUAAGUGUGCUUAAACGGUGCUAAAACGUGCUUAAAGUUGCCGUUUUUACUUAAACUAUGCUUUAAAGUGGUUAAGAUUGCUUUAAGAUUGGUUAGGACCGCCCAUGCUAAGACGGUCUAAGCCCCUCUUACCCAUGCUUAGUGGCUAAGCAAGCUUAUACGUUCUUAGCCCAAGCAUGAGCUUAGCACCAACAUCACCCACGCCUGGUGCUUAGCAUGGCCUUAAGAUAAGUCCGUCUUAGCAGCUCCACUCAGCUUAGUGUGCAUUAGCACAGGCUGGAUGGGAUGCACUUGAGCCCGUCACAGGGGCAGCGGCAAGGAUGCGUUGAUUGGCAUGUGUGGAUGCCAUGCCAGGCUGAGAUCAGUGGGGGAUAGUCUUUUUGACAGUCGCGGGGUCAGGAAAAUUCAGGCAUGUGCUGCUUUUGCUUUGGUAUAUAUGCUAGUUGAUGCGUCCCAUGGGUCUUUCGUAUGGGAGUUCACGCCUCGUGUUUCACCUGUCUAACAUGUUUUGAAACGGAGUGUAGGAAAUAGUUAUCAAUGCAGUUAAGCAUUGGGCAUGGAUGUCAAUUGGAUGGGUUUUUGACCAAUGGUUUCGGAUCUGCUGUGAAGUGAACUAACAUUGUCACUGAUUUCUGCUACUGUCAAAAUUUGGAUAGUGUUGCUGGACGGAAUAGUAGCUGGAUGUUUUAUAACCUAGUAUUCCAACGUACAUCUUGACGUGAUCCUGUCUAUUGUUGACUGCCUAUAUAUCAAUGUCAUGUUAAACUGGCUACUGAGAUAGGCAUGGUUUUCCUUCUAUGGACCGUCUUUCUGUCUAACAAUGGCUACUUAAUGUGACUAGCUGGCAGCAGACAGGCUACAUGCACCCCUACAUAUGGGGGGUAAUUUAUGCUAUUGCGGUUUGGCUGAGACCCUCUUCUAUGUUGGCCCUGCACCCAUUUGGGGCUAAUCCUGGUUAAGCUUGGAUAAUACUGGUUAAGCAAGGCUUAGCACAUUGUAAGCACAAAUGGUAGAGCUUAGCCGUUAAGGCUGAAAUUAAGUCCAUGUUAGCAUGCUAAGACGGAGUUAAACCCGGGUACACUUGAAACAUGUGCUAAGGAUGACUUAACCAGAAUUAGCACGGGACUUAGCCGUUCUUAACCCUGUACACGUUUGGUAGGGGGAUGUGUCACAUUCCCGUGGCUCGUGCAGCGGUCUGCAUUUUGCC
Astrephomene gubernaculifera is the source of this 5375-nucleotide messenger RNA. The record is from the annotation of a GenBank genome assembly. Lineage: Eukaryota; Viridiplantae; Chlorophyta; Chlorophyceae; Chlamydomonadales; Astrephomenaceae.